AUAAGGGUCCAGGUAUACCAAAUAUGUUAUGCAGCUGAGUUUCAUUUCAUCAUUGUCAGAGGACACGUGUACCUGAGACGUAGCAAUGGUCCUUUUUGCCAUUUUUGUUUUGCUUGGUGUAUCCGUCGCCUCUACCCAUGGCUAUGAGUGCGAUAAGACAUCCGCUGUGUGUGAAACAACCUUGGUCAUCGAAAAGAAACUGACGAUGAUGCACGAUGUGGAACUGCAGGUUUACCCUUAUGAUGGCAAAAUCUACAAAUAUGAUGUUGUUGAUCCACAAAAGGCUACACCCAUCCCUACAGAUGAAGUAAUUACAGCUGACGGCUGGGAAGAAAAUAGGCUUGUCGUCGUGGCCAAUGAAACUCUUUCCGGCCCCCCGAUCAUCGUGUACCAGGGACAACGUCUUAUCGUCCAUGUCAUCAAUAAGCUUUAUUCAGAUACCCUGACAAUCCACUGGCAUGGUCUUCACCAGAAAGGAACGCCGUGGAUGGAUGGCGUCCCCUUUGUUACACAAUGUCCCAUCCUCUCGGGUCAGAAGUUCACGUAUGACUUCACACCUGACCAAACAGGAACAUAUUGGUACCAUUCUCAUGUAGGCAACCAGCGGACCAAGGGAAUCAAUGGGGCUUUUGUGAUACGUGAGAGGAACCAAUCCAUGAAGGAACACAUAAUGACUGUUCAAGACUGGAACCAUUUCUGGGGUGCAGAUAUGGAUCACCUAAAGCUUAAGUACGGCGAUUUCUGGAACCGAAUACCGGAGGAAACAAGAACAUCUGUGGAUGGUGGUUUCUUCGACCCAUUUUAUGCUACAUCUGUUCUUAUUAACGGUAGAGGACGAUACUACAAAAACACAACGACAGGAGAAAACAAUGGCGCUCCAUUGUCAGUGUUUCCAGUUGAUCAAGGAGACGUGUAUAGGUUCAGGGUUAUAAAUGUUGGUGCCAUAUAUCCCAUUAGGGUAUCGGUAGACGAGCACUCUUUAACAUUAGUUGCAUCAGAUGGUUACGAUGUCAAACCUGUCAACGCAGAAUCAUUCAUAAUUAAUCCCGGAGAAAGAUACGACUUUAUUCUAACGGCCAAUCAGAGUGUCGGAAACUAUUGGAUACGAGCGGAAACACUUGAAACUAAGUUACAUAGAGUAGAAGCUAUCCUACGUUAUCACGGAGCACCGGAAGUAGAACCUACCACUUCAAGGAGACCUUGUAUAGCGACAGAUAGAUGCCUGGUUGUAAAUUGUCCCUUUACAUAUUAUCCAUUAGGUGACUUUACCGACUGUUUACGAUUUGAUCAUCUCAGAUCGGCAGUGGACAAUGACCCUGCGCCUGAACCAGCAUCUGCUGAUACAUUUAAGGAACAUUUUCUGAAUUUCGCUCUACCGACAGAGGUUUCAUCAAUCAAUGGGAUUGAGUUUGAGGAUCCGACUGUGUCUGUUUUAACACAACCAUUCGAGAUCGAGACAUCUUGUGAUAAAGUGGAUUGUGGCGAGGACAAAACUUGCAAGUGUACACAUUCACUCGCAACUAACCACAACGACGUCGUACAACUGGUGUUGAUGAAUAUGGGGAUAGGUACAGGUGACGCUCACCCUGUGCAUCUCCAUGGCUACUCCUUCUACGUACUGAAAAUGGGCUAUGCUACUUACAACAUGACGACCGCAAAAUACAUAUCCCCGAACACAGAUAUAAACUGUAGAGGCGGUGGAGACGAUACCAGCUAUUGUAAUAACGCUACGUGGAGAAAUCCAAACUGGCUCAGAAAUAAUGUGCCUGGUCUAGAACUGAAAAAUCCCACUCGGAAGGAUACACUGAUCAUUCCAAGUGGUGGUUAUGCUGUGAUAAGGAUCAAGGCCGACAACCCCGGGGUUUGGAUCAUGCACUGUCACAUUCAGUAUCAUGCAACACUGGGUAUGAGAAUGCUAUUAAAUAGUUCGCACUCCUUGCAUCCGGCAGCCCCAUUAGGCUUUCCAGUUUGCCACGAUUUCCCGCCAUCUCCCUACCGGGAACAACUCUAUGCUAGCCAGCUACCUACUACAGUUGAUGCUCACGGAACAAAAGCUCCCCAGCAAACCGUAACUCAUUCGUAUGGAAUGAAAACAACCACUGAGAGUUUUGGAGGACAAGCUCCUGUUGUCGGUCGCAAACGCCGGAAUUCUAGGGACACAUACGUACCUGAAUAAGGAGAUUCUAUGACAGAUACAUUAUCUAUGAAACAGUAAUUUUGCAUUGGAAUAUAGGGGAGAUUAAUAAAUCAUUACUGAAAUAAGCAUUAUUUUUCUUGUGUUGGUGAAUGGAAAUUUAUCAUAUUAAAGUCUAAUUUGAUUGAA
Pecten maximus is the source of this 2323-nucleotide messenger RNA. Its product is annotated as laccase-5-like. The transcript is spliced from 3 exons. NCBI's taxonomy places the organism in Eukaryota, Metazoa, Mollusca, Bivalvia, Pectinida, Pectinidae. Gene Ontology annotation, molecular function: copper ion binding; oxidoreductase activity. The coding region runs from base 86 to 2176 and encodes 696 amino acids. Gene Ontology annotation, biological process: iron ion transport. Gene Ontology annotation, cellular component: plasma membrane. The record is from RefSeq and is a predicted model, not a curated record.